This is a messenger RNA of Canis lupus familiaris (dog), 4653 nucleotides long. It is a transcript of the gene PKNOX1, whose product is annotated as PBX/knotted 1 homeobox 1. Gene Ontology annotation, biological process: regulation of transcription by RNA polymerase II; angiogenesis. Lineage: Eukaryota; Metazoa; Chordata; Mammalia; Carnivora; Canidae. The coding region runs from base 345 to 1613 and encodes 422 amino acids. The transcript has 12 exons. Gene Ontology annotation, molecular function: DNA-binding transcription factor activity, RNA polymerase II-specific; RNA polymerase II cis-regulatory region sequence-specific DNA binding. The record is from RefSeq and is a predicted model, not a curated record.
GCCCUCCUCCCAUUGAGCGAGGCUGUGUCGCGUGGCCCAGCGUCGGCGUGACGGUUGGACGCGGGCGCGGCACUGCGGGUCCCGAUUGCUGCAGCCGCUUGUCAGUGUGAUGAAGAUUGGCACCCAGGCCGCAGAACCUGCUCCUCUCCAUCUGCUCCAUUUUGGGACAUGCGGCUCUGCUCUGCCCGUGGCUCAGACACCAUUUGCUUUUGACUCAAGAUGAUUUGAUGUUUUGUUAUAAAACUCAUUAACCAUGAUGGCUACACAGACAUUAAGCAUAGACAGCUAUCAAGAUGGGCAACAAGUGAGCGCCUGAGCUUUGUUCUGCAUUCUAAAUACAGUCGAUGGAUCGGAUGCAAGUAGUAACAGAGUUAAAAACGGAGCAAGAUCCCAACUGCUCUGAACCUGAUGUGGAAGGAGUGAGCCCUCCACCCGUGGGGUCCCAGACGCCAAUGGAUGCAGACAAGCAGGCCAUUUAUAGGCAUCCACUAUUUCCAUUAUUAGCUUUGUUGUUUGAAAAAUGUGAACAAUCUACACAGGGCUCAGAAGGCACAACUUCUGCCAGUUUUGACGUAGAUAUUGAAAAUUUUGUAAGGAAGCAAGAGAAGGAAGGAAAACCUUUCUUCUGUGAAGAUCCGGAAACUGACAAUUUAAUGGUCAAAGCGAUCCAGGUUUUACGUAUUCAUCUUCUUGAGCUGGAAAAGGUUAAUGAACUGUGCAAAGAUUUCUGCAGUCGCUACAUUGCUUGUCUAAAAACGAAAAUGAACAGUGAGACUCUCCUGAGCGGAGAACCUGGAAGCCCGUACUCCCCUGUCCAGUCCCAGCAGAUUCAGAGUGCCAUCUCAGGCACGCUCAGCCCCCAGGGGAUCGUGGUUCCAGCAUCUGCCCUGCAGCAGGGGAACGUAACCAUGGCAACAGUAGCAGGUGGCACAGUAUAUCAACCUGUCACAGUUGUCACUCCUCAAGGCCAGGUAGUGACACAAGCGCUGUCGCCUGGCACGAUCAGGAUCCAGAACUCCCAGCUUCAGUUACAGUUAAACCAAGAUCUAAGCAUCUUGCAUCAAGAUGAUGGCUCAUCUAAGAAUAAAAGGGGUGUUUUGCCGAAGCACGCUACCAACGUGAUGAGAUCUUGGCUCUUCCAGCACAUAGGGCAUCCCUACCCGACAGAAGAUGAGAAAAAACAGAUUGCUGCUCAGACAAAUUUGACACUGCUCCAAGUUAACAACUGGUUCAUCAACGCCAGAAGACGGAUUCUUCAGCCUAUGUUGGAUUCUAGCUGUUCCGAGACUCCGAAGACGAAGAAGAAAACUGCUCAGAACAGACCAGUCCAGAGGUUUUGGCCUGACUCCAUCGCCUCGGGAGCCGCGCAGCCGCCGCCCAGCGAGCUGGCCAUGUCGGAAGGAGCCGUUGUGACGAUCACCACGCCCGUGAGCAUGAACGUGGACAGCCUCCAGUCUCUGUCCUCGGAUGGUGCCACCCUGGCAGUGCAGCAGGUCAUGAUGGCGGAACAGAGCGAGGACGAGUCCGUGGACAGCACAGGGGACAGUGCGGCCACGCUCGCCCCCACCCACCUCAGCAGGCUGGUCCUGGAGAACAGCGACUCCCUGCAGUAGGGGGCCGGCGCGGCCCAGAACCACGGGUGGGCUGGCCUGACUUUUUAUAGUUUGCACAGCAAACAUUUUACACAGUUUUAUUUCUAAUAUGUUUUAUAUGUAGAUAGAGAAGAGUGCACUUUUGUAUUUCAUAGUAAGCUUUGAGAGCAUCUUUGCUGGUGCAGCGACUUCUUUCAAGUGUGUGUGUGCGUGUGUGUGUGCGCGUGCGUGCGUGUGCGGGUUUUUAAGGAAAUUCUUUAAAGGUUUAACGCUAAAAACGUGAUGAAUGACAAACACCCCCAUGAGCCCCUACUUAGACUAAGGAAUAGUGCUGCCAUUUUCUAAAAAAUUAUGCAGUUUUAAUUUAGUUCUGUGGUUGAAGCAGGUCUCGGUGGGCUGAUUUAUUUGUGUGGCCCAUGGAUUUGAAAGAAGCUUCUGCAUCUUAAAGCUGCCAGUGCGAGGCGGACACCGCACAACAACAAAAGUGGGCGUGACUCCGUGGUGGUCGCGCAGCGGUCUGAAUACGCUUAGGUUCUCGCACAUUCGGUGAGCCUGUUUCAUUUGCUAUAGAUAAAAAGAAAUUCCUAUUUUUACCUUGCUGGAAUUAUUGGAUAAAAAGCUAUUUUUAUAAAUUCGUUAUGAAUUGGAUUAUGACUAUAUUGAGGAUAAAAUUUCUAGAGAAGAAACAAUACGCGGUUACUCUUUCAAUUUGGAAUGUUCUGAACUGACCAAAUUUCAUGAACCUCCCCAAGUUAGCUAGCAUUCCAUGGUUCUCUGUCAUCCCAGGGUAGUGGUUUAUAUUUACUACUAUGAAAGACACAACUGUUGAAUGAAAUUUUGAUACCUGCAAAUUUUAGUUUAUAUGUAAAUGCUUACACUUGAUCUGAACAUAGAUCUAAAGGUAUUGCUAAAUAGGACUAGGUGAGUCAGGUGAAGUGGUGGCCAGUAAUCGGUUAACAGCUCUUACCACCCAUAUUUCUGAUUUAAAUCUGACUACAGUUAAAUGGUUACCCUGCCACUUAGCUGUGUGUUGUUUUAGGAUGUUUUAGUCGCCAUAUGUUAUGCAUAGAAUGUUUAUUAUAAACUAAUAUAAAAUGUCCUCUACCCCACUGGCUCAGAGUGAGGGCCAAUAACCCACACUCAGCUCCAUUCAGCCCUGUUACAUAAUUGACAUCUCCCCAGAGUGACACGGUGCCCUGGACAGGGAUGACGGCACGACGGCAGACUCGCCUGCCUUUGGUCCUGGUGUCUGUAUUUUCUCCUUGUCCGUUGUUGCUUUGGAAUUUCCAGAGCCCUCCCCCUCUGACUUGAUCACAGGAGAUUUGGAAUGAUUUUAGGACUUCCAUUUCCUGGCCACAAGACGAACCAAAAGAGUAGACUGGGUUUUAUUGACUUCGUUUUCAUGUAUUUGCAAGGGGGGCUCUUUCUCAGAGCGAAACAAGCCACCUUGUCUCCUAGUAAAGUCUUUAUAUGGUCUUACAUGGGAUGCCCACAGUUUGUGUUUGGGGAAGUCGUCCGUUCUUGCGGUUCAGCAGCGGGAGCUGGCUACAGACCAAGGUUCCACUGAGGGAUAUUUUGAGCUAGGGCAGAUUUUGUUCUGCAACUGAUUUUUCCCCCCAAAAUUUAUCGACUAAAGCUAAUCACAGAGGAGUAUUUCCUAGAUAACUUAGAAAGCAGUUAGAAAUACAUGGAGAUUUCUCUUAAAAUAUUUCAAGAGCUUUAGAAGAAAAACUUGACUAUCAACUCUCCGCGAGAGAAUCACAUUUUAAAGCAGCAGUUACAUUCCUUAUUUAUAAGCGAUUUGUAAUGUUCUCAGUAAGUCUACCCAAGUUUAACGGAUCAUUUUAACUUGACCUAAAGUCCGACAUUGUUGGACUUCUUGAAGCUAGGACCGGUGGAGGCCAUCCAGCCUUCCUCCAUCCCCAGGUCCCCAGCCCCUCCUACAGCCGCCCUGCUCUUUGGGUGAGCACAGUUCUCCAGAGUGUGGACUCCGCAGGUCACCGUCCCCCCACCCCCCGUCCCGGGAUCCCGGAAUCGCACUCCCUGAGUCUCCGCUUGUUAGUUGAGGGCUGCACAGACUUGGUCAGUUGGGAGACAGGGUCUGGCCAGGGUCCCACCGCCCAUACUGGCCUGAGACUCGGCCCCCUGUGCCCAGUGACACAUUAUGCUCCCUCUGGUUGAGGCUAGUUUUCUGAGGCUCUAAAUCCUUACUGGGUUCUAGGAUGAGCCAUUCAGAGAGAGGCGCUUCGUCUACGGCCAUACCACCCUGAACGCGCCCGAUCUCGCCAGAGAGAGGCGCUUCCAGACAGGCCCGAGGUUCCUUCAGACCCUUCCUGGAAUCACAGGUGCUCGGCCACGGCCCUGGCACGGCCAGCUGGGCGGUUCGCAGAUGGCCGUGCAGCAUGUUUGUCGUCAGUCUGCAGGUUCGAAAGCCCCCAUCUCCAGCCCUCGGGCCAUCCAGGGAAUCUUUAGGAAGGGGACACCAUCGAGCGAGCGUGCAUUUUCAGUGAGCAGAUUCGAUCCUGACUUUCCAUAAGGAUGCCGUGGAUGCGUCCUGAGACCCACAGGAAGCAUGUUGCUGCCCCACUGUUCGGAGGCCGAGGGGGUCACCUGCCAGUCCUCCCGGCGAGCUGCAGCCCGGGACCAGCUCCGCGGCGGCCUUCCGACGCCAGACGGCCCAGUAAGUUGAGGGAUUUGUCCAGUAUGCAGGGUAGGGUGGGCGGCAGGCGCCCGGCUUGCUCCCGGACCACAGCACUGCCCACACCCUGCCCUCCAGGGUCACAGGGGCCUUUCCUCCGCCCUCUGCGGGAGCCAGCGCCAGGGCACUUUGCUCCCAGACGGGCUCAGAUGUUCCCGGACGGUGGGAAAGGCCCAUCUCUGGCAGUCAGUGACAGAAAUGACUCCGCAGUCUGCCUUUGUUGUUAUGUUUGGUCUAUGAACUGACAAUCUUUAAAAUGUGAAUACUGUAACAAUAUGUUUUCUUGGAUUGUUGUCUUUAAAAGGGACUUUUGUGAAGCAAUUGAUUUAUCAAAGCAAAAAAAUUAAACAUAGAAACAUGCUU